Messenger RNA from Suillus subaureus, 3387 nucleotides. RefSeq lists its product as uncharacterized. Bases 281 to 3268 code for a protein of 995 amino acids. NCBI's taxonomy places the organism in Eukaryota, Fungi, Basidiomycota, Agaricomycetes, Boletales, Suillaceae. The transcript is spliced from 8 exons. The record is from RefSeq and is a predicted model, not a curated record.
UAACUGUCAGGUCACUCACAUUCGCGGCGAUUACUAAUUGGAAGGUCGCGGCAGUAGUCACAGCAGGCCUAGAACGUUGUGCAAAGUCGAUACUUUGCAAGCGAGUUGAGUCAAACACGGGCACCUCAGGGGGGCGCCAGUCUACCGUGCAUUGACAUGAGGUAGCACCAGGUGAUUGAGUUUCGAAGUUCCAGUUAUAAUGACUUAGCAAGCACGUUCAAAACCGUUGAACCCUUACUUCACUUCGCACUACACAACGCUGAAAAGUUUCAAUCCAGACAUGCCUGAGUAUCGUUUUACGCUACAUGCGUUGUUGCUCACAUCGAACAUCCAGCAUCCCAGAGAGAUCAACGUAAAGCCACAAUGGGUGAAGCGCAAUAGCCGCUACGAAUCUUACAAUACUCCUUGGGAGAAUUGCUACCUUUUGCAUGCCGUACAUGCCAAACCUGACUUCCUCACAGACGACAUCAUCAAUAAAACGAGGUCCUUCGUUGUCCAGAAAGGUUACUAUCAGGAUCCGCUCUUACUGCUUAUGGAGGUGGUAUCUGCUGCCAACGCAAACCUAAAUGAUAACGACUUGGAGGCGAUAGUGUCCCUUAUGCACGAAAAUGGAACGCGAUGGUUCAAGGCGCGACUGGCGGACGGCUUGCCAUCUCGUUUAACACAGGUGGACCUUCAGGAAGACAUGCUAGCAGCCAGGCGUAGGGUGCGAGAUGAGCUUAAGGAUCGAGGGGUCCUUGAAGACAAGGCUGGGAACGUGGCGGAGGCAUGGUGUAGUAAACUUGAAACUGUGGAGUUGCAAGGGCGCGUGAUAGGUCAUUGGUCAACCUCUGUGUGCCCUUGGUUGUACGAUACAAAAAAGGACACUAAAAAAGAGAUGGCUGUCAUAGAUUUUUUGAACAAAGGUGGUGUCUGGGUUGACGAAAUAAUUGGCCAAGAGCAGGGCAGGUCGAUCACGUCGAAACUUCGUAAACGUUUAUGGAUUCACGCAGGCAACACUUCCAUUCGUCCUAAAACUGGUGCGAACAUGACUGCUCGCAUCGGGCCCGGUUUUCGCAAGCCUGACGCCGUAUUGAUGGAUAUCACGGCGCCUAUCGACCGCAUUGAAUGGACGGAUGUUAUAUCCGCACUAGAGUUCAAGCAUCGCAACACCACGACUCUCAUGGAGCAAGCAUCGGAAUACAUGUCAGAGAUCGCACGACUCGUUCUGACGAAUCAGAUUAAUCGGCGGUACUUCGUGGGUCUGCUCUUGUUGGGUGCUGAUCUCUUCGUGUGCACUUACACUCGGGGAGGAUCGUCUGUAACUUUUCCUAUCGAUAUUUAUCGCGAAGUUAACAAAUUCCUUAAUUGCAUGACAUGGUUCAAGCACGCCGACUUGGAGUUCCUGGGCUACGACAAGUCUAUUGUAAGACACGACUUCGGCUACAAGAUGACCUUGAAGAAGGAAGAUGAAUUAGCGUACGGGGCGGUCGCCGAUAUCGUAUCGGUGAUCUACAAUAGCAAUUCCGCCAUUGGCCGAUCUACCAGGAUCCUGGGCCUUACCUACCAACCCUCCUCUGCUGAGACGGACCACUUGAUCGUGAAGGAUGUGUGGCAGGACAUGCGGCUCGCCUCAGAUGGAGAAAUCCACAAGUUGCUGGAGGAUAGUGGACGUAUCGAUAAGACCCGCAAGCUCUUGGGUAGCGAGUUCCCUGAACGUAUUUCUAAAACGCCCGAAGAGUUCAAUCUUACGGAAGAAAUGUUCCAAUCCUGGGGCAUUCGGCCAGGAUGGGAUGAUUUGAACGCUGAAGGGAUGCACCCCUGGCAUCUUCCCAUACGGGACGAUCGAUUCUCUGUGAAAGCUCUCGAGAUGACGGAUGGCAAUAACGGCCGCCAAGCUAUAGACAGCGUGCCCGUCAUUCUACAGAACAUGACUACAACCAGCGACCCCUUAAUCCACCGUCGCACAGUAUUUCGCACCCCGGCCGUCAAAUGCACUUGGUUUUCUUGUCGCCGUGAGUUUUUACAUGGUGUAUUGGAUUCACUACUAGGUCAUCUCGAAGCGUGCAGGCGUGGGAUUAUGCACCGCGACACUAGCGAAGGUAACGUUUGGUUCUGGGUUCCUCAAUCCAGCGCCCAAUACACGGUUCCGGAAUGGUAUUUAUCACCUGAGAGCGGUAAACCGUACUUGGAAGCCCUGGAAGCCCCUGCACCCUGGUUUCCCAAGCGUCCUGGGAUGACCGGUGAUUUCGGCCUUGGCCUGAACAUGUUGGAUGAAGCUGGUGCAGCCAACGCUGUAACUACUACUGGAACUUUUCCUUUUGGCACCACCGCCAACUCAGGAGAGGCUCCCCACUUCACGCAUGACCUAGAGUCGUAUAUCUUUCUUAUAUGGAUUGUCGGCGUCAAUUUCAAGGGUCCGUACUAUCAGUUCGAACACUGGCCUCCUCCUCCAGAGGCGAAACCUAUUCCCAGCAAUUCUAUGGCCAACGACGAAGCCGCCGACCUUAUCUCCAGCAAAUUACAGCUACCCGUCCCCAUUAGCUGGCCUGGCAAAGGGCAGCCUCCUUCCUCGGUUAAGCGGUUUUCCGCGACGCAACGCGCCGCUGCCAAGAGCGGCGACGAGGAGUUUGAGAGGCGGAAUGCGAUAGUCCCGGAAUGGGCUAAAAUGGGUUCCCUAUACCCGCGGACCGAGUUUGUGCUGCACCAGAAAAAGGCCCUCAACUACGAGACAUUCGACCUAUCGCUUCAUCCAUAUUGGAAGGUCGGCAAACUCAGGGAUGGAUGGCUCAAGUUAUUCAACUUGCUGUGGCCAACCCAAGAGGACCCUCGCAAGAUCAACGCGAAACGCUCAUCCCUGACCCACGCGGCGCUCGUUGGUGUGAUAAGAGAAAUGAUACUCUUGAUACCCCCUGCUGAUGAUGGAGCGCCCAGCAGGGCGGUAGUCGAGGACGCUCGACUUAGGUAUCGAUCAUCCAUAAAGCGCUUGGUAGAUGCGGGGAGAUUCACGUUUGUUCCCAAUGUCUCUCCCUAUUCUUAUAAUUCUGGAACUUCGAUCCCGCCACCAUCUCACGAGCCUUCUCGUGCUACCGCGCCAUCUUCAUAUUCGUUCGUCCAGGGUAAUCCUGGGAAGAUGCGUCGUACAUCUCAGAAGCGCCUUUCGGACACAUCUACUGGCGGACUUUUGCCACAAGCAGGCACUUCUUCAUGUCAGCCUGCAGAGAUUUCUGUCGGCAAUGCAGGUAGUCGUGUCGUGUCUAAUAGUUCUGGCAAACGUCGGAAAGUCUGAUUCCAAAUCAACUUUUCUCAAUUAUUUUAUCGAAUAUUUUCAUAGAACUUAUUCGAUCGCAUCAGUAUAUGUUUGUUCUUUUACGUGUUCCAUUAUUGUAGCAGUAUCUAUGAUGUGUU